ACCCCUCAUAUCUACAUUACUUUCAACAUUUCAUUAUGAUAUUGAAUCUAAUAAUCUAUCAGAAGAAUAUACAUCUAUAUUUACAAAACUGCUAUUAUUUGUACAAGAAUCAAUUAAUACUCCUUUAAAUUCAUCUAGCUCACCUCCUAUACCUAUAAAUUAUAUCUCACUUUACGACUUUUCUAAUCAAAAUUUAA
Racocetra fulgida is the source of this 197-nucleotide messenger RNA. Lineage: Eukaryota; Fungi; Glomeromycota; Glomeromycetes; Diversisporales; Gigasporaceae. The record is from the annotation of a GenBank genome assembly.